This is a messenger RNA of Scatophagus argus, 1999 nucleotides long. It is a transcript of the gene wnt7ba, whose product is annotated as wingless-type MMTV integration site family, member 7Ba. NCBI's taxonomy places the organism in Eukaryota, Metazoa, Chordata, Actinopteri, Scatophagidae. Gene Ontology annotation, molecular function: frizzled binding; cytokine activity. The record is from RefSeq and is a predicted model, not a curated record. Gene Ontology annotation, cellular component: extracellular region. The transcript has 4 exons. Gene Ontology annotation, biological process: positive regulation of JNK cascade; multicellular organism development; canonical Wnt signaling pathway. Bases 458 to 1522 code for a protein of 354 amino acids.
CAUGGGCUGAUGCACCGGGAGAGGCCACUGUCUCCCUCCCUUCCAAUGCCACGACAGUCUCACUUUCGGAGACUUGAGCGGCACGUAUUGUACAUCCGGAUCCCCAUCUGCCCCCUCCUCCCUCCCUCCCUCUCCCUCUCUCUCUCUCUCUCUCUCUUUCCCACCCGUCCUCUAUCAGUCCAGGUGGCGGAGCGCACUUCGGCCGUGGGAUGCAGCCUGUCAUCUCCGACACAUGGACAGCGAAGCUUGGAGCUGCCGAAGCGCGCCACGGCUCCACUAGCUGAAGACGACCACGUCUCAACAGACGACGCUCCUGCGUUUUUGUUUUUUCUUUUUCAUAUCUCCUGGGACCUCAGAUAAAAGGAUAUACUUGUUCACCCGCACUUUUUUUUUUGAAAAAAAUCUUCUUCUUUUCAAACCGCAAGAGAGCAGAACCAGUUGUGUUCAAUGCGCAACCAUGCUCAUCAUCUCGUCUCGCAGUGCGCUGCUGUCCGUCUACUACCCGCAGAUCUUCCUCAUCCUCACCAGCGGUAGCUACCUGGCGCUGUCCUCUGUGGUAGCUCUAGGUGCUAACAUCAUCUGCAACAAGAUCCCAGGACUGGCUCCUCGUCAGAGAGCCCUCUGCCAGAGUCGCCCUGACGCCAUCAUCGUCAUUGGCGAAGGCGCCCAGCUUGGCAUCAACGAGUGUCAGUACCAGUUCCGCUACGGUCGGUGGAACUGCUCGGCCCUGGGCGAGAGGACCGUCUUCGGACAAGAGCUGAGAGUAGGCAGCAGGGAGGCCGCAUUCACUUAUGCCAUCACCGCAGCAGGAGUUGCCCACGCAGUGACCACAGCUUGUAGCCAGGGCAACCUCAGUCAGUGCGGCUGUGACCGCGAGAAGCAGGGCUACCAUGACUACCAAGAGGAGGGCUGGAAGUGGGGAGGCUGUUCGGCUGAUGUUAAGUACGGAGUGGAGUUCUCGCGACGCUUUGUAGACGCCCGUGAGAUAAAGAAAAACGCUCGGCGGCUGAUGAAUCUACACAACAAUGAGGCAGGGCGAAAGAUCCUAGAGGAGAGGAUGAAGCUGGAGUGCAAAUGUCACGGUGUGUCUGGUUCCUGCACCACUAAGACCUGCUGGAUCACCCUGCCCAAGUUCAGAGAGAUUGGUUACCUUCUGAAGGAACGAUACAGUGACGCCGUUCAAGUAGAGCCAGUCCGGGCCUCGCGGCUCCGCCAGCCGUCCUUUCUACGGCUCAAAGAGGCCAGAGGCUACCAAAAGCCCACGGACACAGACCUGGUGUACCUGGAGCGUUCGCCCAACUACUGCGAAGAGGACACGGCCACAGGAAGCACAGGAACUCGGGGCAGGCUGUGCAACGGCACCUCGACCCACACAGACAGUUGUAAUGUAAUGUGCUGCGGUCGGGGCUACAACACGCACCACUACACCCGCAUCUGGCAGUGCAACUGCAAGUUCCACUGGUGCUGUUUCGUCAAGUGCAACACCUGCAGUGAGAAAUCAGAAGUUUUCACCUGCAAGUAGGAAAUGAGGAUGUGGGGCACCGGGGUCUGGGGAAAACGGACAAUGGCUGAACAUAAAAAAAGUGAUUACAAAGUGGAAUUUGAAGUGAAGGACCUGGAAGUAUUUAUUCAACAAUUUGCACAUUUUUACAUCCUAUUUUGGAAUUCUUUAAAGAAAGGAUAAACAGACAUGAGGGUUGGAAAGCAUUGGGGAAAAAAAACAUGACACGAGUGAUGUAAAAAUAAGAGAAACACAAGACAACGUCUUGCAAAGAUGUCAUUUACAGAUGUCACGCACGAGAGGGAAAACAAUAAAGACGACUGUCGGAUCUUGAGAAGAGUUUUGCCACACGCUAACUCGAAAUUCUACGACAGCGAAAAGCCUCAGACUGUCACGGGAGAAGAGACUCCUGAAGACAGCUACGGAAUAAUUUUAACUGUACGCUCACACUGUAUUCUGUUUGAACACUGAAAAUAAAGCAAAAUUAUUUAUGUAAAA